This is a messenger RNA of Leguminivora glycinivorella, 1306 nucleotides long. RefSeq names its product protein FAM117B-like. The record is from RefSeq and is a predicted model, not a curated record. The transcript has 6 exons. Lineage: Eukaryota; Metazoa; Arthropoda; Insecta; Lepidoptera; Tortricidae. The coding region runs from base 476 to 1291 and encodes 271 amino acids.
ACGAAUAUUUGUAAAUUGUUUAAUUAUUCGUGAUUGUUUAUUGUUCAAAUAUAUUUUUAAAAUUAUUUUUAAGUGUAAAGUUCCAAAUGUGUUAGUGAUAUUUCUUAUCUUAAAACAUUUAUUGCAAGAAACAAAAAUAAUGGCGCGGUGUCAUCUGUCAGCUUCAUUCAUCCAUUGUAGUUCAGAAAAAAUGUGACUUGUGUGCUUUGUAACUCUGUUUUUAUUUCUCGGGAGCUAGGUGAACAUUUAGUACGACCGUUAUACGAUGGUUGCUCUUAGUUUUGUACGAAAUGUAUGAUAUAACGUUGCAUAAUAAACGGGUACUCGUACAAGAAAGGAUCGUAUAUUGAGGCCUAUGAGAUUCCUCGACAUUCGACAAAGAAGCCGAGCGGCGUCAAAGAGCAACCUUGGUUGUUUAUGUGAAGUGUCAGAGUGCGAUCGUUUGGUGAAAAGAGGGUUAUAAGGGCCGACAACAAUGUCGGGGCGGGUGCGGAACAAAUCGGACUGUCCCGUGGGAAAGCAGGGUCCAAUGCGGGCGACGUUGCCGGUGUCGUCGGUGAUGAAGGGCGGCGGAUUGAAGAAGAGCACCGCCAACAGCCCGACGCUGUCGCCCACCAACGUGUGGCGGCGGAUAUCGCCGGAUCACGCCCUCUCGGGCCAGCGCAGCCCUGGCGCGGUUAACUAUAAAGGUAAAGGGAGGUUUGGCGCGAGUGUUAUCAGACGCACAGCUUCAUUGGACACACUGUACCAUAAAGGCCAGUGGUCGCGGGAUUACUAUCUACAUGCAGGGCAGCUACAAGUUGAUAAAUCUACUCAAACUGACGAAGGCGGCGGAGCGUCAGGGCGGUCCUCGAGAGGGUCCGACGACGACAAACUGGACAGAUUCCUGCGCAGCCGUCUGCAGCGGCCGCACAAACCUGCUACCUCAGACUCGGCGCACUCCAUGAGCCCUGGCUUUUGGUCACGUUUCGGUAGCGGUGGCGUGCCUCUAAGGGCGGCGCGGUCAUCUGUAGAAGGUCUGAAUCAGGAGAUCGAACGACUGGUCCUUCACCCGGCCAGCGGUACCCAGACGCCACAUCUCGACCGGCUAAAAGACAAGGUGACGCCCGAGGGCCACCGCGCUCCGCUAGCCGAGCUUCUCAGACGCUCCGUCAACACCCAAACACCGCACGACCUAUGCCAUACUGCUCACUCAUCAGAUCCACCGUCCCGAGGGUCUCUCAGAUCGCUCUCCAGCAGUGGCUCCGCAGAGCUACUAGCCGCAGGUCAACACACGAUUCUCAGCUUAUAGUGACCCUGGCAAUGA